CCUGCCCGCGGGUUCCGCUUCCGGCCCGCGCUGACCGCCCGGCAUGGACGACCCGGCCUGCGACUCGACCUGGGACGACUCCGGGGAGGACGGCGAGGCCACGGGCGCCGGCGAUGACGCGGACGGCGACGCGCCCGCCCCGGGGGACGCGGACCCGGACGGCGAGGCGGGGCGGGAGGCGCGGCGCGCGGCGCUGCAGCCCAGGACGCCGGGGCCCCGGAACUGGCGCGCCGCGCGGGACACGGCCAGGUACCGGCGCCGCUACCCGGGUCUGCGGGAGAGGGACAGCCGCGGCGACAUGCCCAACCUGAGCUUCUACAGGAACGAGACGCGCUUCCUGCCCGACGGCCACUUCAUCGAGGACAUUCUGCAGAACUGGAAGGACGACUACGACCGCCUUGAGGACAAUCACUCCUACAUCCAGUGGCUGUUUCCCCUGCGGGAGCCCGGGGUGAACUGGCACGCCAAGCCCCUGACGCUGGAGGAGAUCGAGGCCUUCAAGAGCUGCCCCGAGGCCCAGGAGCGGCUGGUGCGGGCCUACGAGCUCAUGCUGGGCUUCUACGGCAUCCGGCUGGAGGACCGCGGCACCGGCCGGCUGCGCCGCGCGCACAACUACCUGGCCCGCUUCCAGAACCUCAACUGCCACAGCCACAACAACCUGCGGCUCACGCGCAUCCUCAAGUCGCUGGGCGAGCUGGGCCUGGAGCACCUGCAGGCGCCGCUGGCGCGCUUCUUCCUGGAGGAGACGCUGGUGCGGGGCCAGCUGCCCGCCGUGCGCCAGAGCGCGCUCGACUACUUCGUCUUCUCCGUGCGCAGCCGCCAGCAGCGCCGCCUCCUGCUGCGCUUCGCCUGGGAGCACUUCCGGCCGCGCGCGCACUUCGUGUGGGCGCCCCACGCGCGCCUGCAGAAGCUCCCGCCGCCCGACGAGCCCCAGGAGGAGCCCGCGCGGGAGGACGCGCCCGCGGCGCCGGGGAGCCCCCCGCCCGCCCGUGCGUCCCCCGACGUGCCCCCCGAUGCACCUGCCGCCGCGUCCCCCGAGGUGCCCGCCGAUGCACCCGCCGAACCGGCCUCCGCCGCGCCUGCCGACGCGCUCCCCGACGUUCCCGCCAGUGCACUCCCUGACGCACCCGCCGAUGCAUUCUCCGAUGUGCCCCCCGACGCGCCCGCCAGCGCGUUCCCCGAUGCGGCCCCCGAAGCGCCCGCCGGUGUGGCCCCCGAUGCGGCCCCCGAUGCCCCUGCCGACGCGCCCCCAGGCGCACCUGCCGAUGUGCCCCCAGACAUGCCGCCCACCGUCGCAUCCCCCAACGCGCUCGCCCCGGAGCCAGUCAGAGAAGGGGGCAAUGCCAGCCCCAAGGAGAGCAAGAAGAGGAAGCUGGAGGGGAGCCGUGCGCACGACCCGGCCGAGGAGGACAUGGAGAGUGUCACGCUGGGCCUGAAGGACGUUGCGCUCAGCCAGGCCGGCCUGGGCGACCAGGACGCCCGGGAGGUGGCGCCUCCUGGCCCGGAGUCCUCUGCGGCCAAGGGCUCAGAGGAGGUGAGGAAGAAAAGGAAGACGGUCCCCGCCGCGGAGUCUCCCGCCAGGAGCCCCGAGGGUGGAGAGAAUGCAGACGAGGUGCAGGAGAAAGCCAAACCCGCCGUGCCCGAGGAUGUGGCGCCUGCCAGCCCCGGGCAGCCUUAGUGGAGUGGCGGAAGGCCGGCCUGGGGCGCGACGCCCGUCUCGGUGCUGCGGCCUUUCCCAAUAAAUGCGUCCACUUUGCUGCCUCGUGUGUGGGCGCGUCGGCCAGGGCAGCGUCCUGCGGCCCUGACUCCAGAGAGGGUGACCCCGCCGCCACCGCGUCUACCUUGGAGCUGUCUGGGGCCAGUGCUGGGGCCCACUUUCCUGGUGGGUCUGUUCCUGCCACGCCGGGCUGUUCAGGGACUGCACUCGAGUGCUGACCCGGGUCACCCGCUGUUCUGUCUCCCAGCCCUGUUGGUGCCAUUUUCCCAACAGCAGGUGCUAAUGUCAUGUCUGCAUCACGAUUGGGGGGUUCUCCCAAUAUUUCAAAUCUUCACAACUAUUAAUCCUGUCAUGGUGAUCUUCUAGCCUGUGACCUUUAAUAGGAUGGCUCACUGUUUUCGGGGUUCCACACACUGUGCCCACAUUCAGAACUUAAUGUGUGCCCUAGCACUCCAUCGAGCCCUGUCCCCCACACAUCCUUUCCUCUCCUCCCUCUUGAUUCUGAGACAAAUACUGAAAUAUGCCCGUGAAGAGUCUUCCCAUGGCCUCUCAAGUGGUCAGACCUAAAGAAGACUCCCACUUCUCUCUACAUAAAAAACUACAAAUGACAAAGCUGAAUGAGGAAGGCCCAAAGCUGGGCCUCUUUUACAAAAGAGCCAGGUGGUCGGGGUCAAGAAAAGUUCUGGCAGAAAUGAAAGGGGCUGCUGCAGAGAGCACCUAUGUGAUGUGGGUGUGUAGCAGCCUGACGGCUAGAGUUAGAUGGGGUGUGUGAUCUCCAUACGGUGGUCUCCUGAGCCCUGGAACUGCAGGUCUCACUGAGACCAGGCCCUGGCUCAUGUCACCUCCACGAGGUGGACAGAGGCAAAGAAGCUGCAGGAGAAAAGUCCGGGGUUGGUUCCUGAGGUUCAAGGAGGCUGAUGGCAGCUGAGGCAGCUGAGCUGACCAACCAAGCAACUGCAGCCAGUUCUCCAGAAGAUCUAGCUGAGAACCUGAAGAAAGAAGCCCCACUGAACAGCAGAUUCUCCUAGAGGGCGCCUUCUGCCCUGAGAGGCGGCCAGAGGGGACGUCCCAGCUGGGGACCAACCUCGACGUGCAGCCGUCUCUCCUGCAGGAGCCAAAGCGGCCGUGAGAGGCUGGAGCCAGGGCUCGUGUCCCCCUAAGCCCUCGGGACCCUUAGGAACCUGCCUCAGCCUGCCCUGCCGGGCCUCCAUGGACACAGCAAAGCCUGAGGGGGGAUACCGUGACUGCCCAAAUCCUGAGCCUGUUGAGACCACUCAGAACAAAGGUCCUUUCGAGACGCCGGCCCGGGACAGUCUGAGCGAGAGGGACAGAGAGGGCCUCCCUCGUCCUGGGACCUCCGGGCACGAGCACGGCAGCCAGAGAAGUAUCUUCACGCAGGGACGCUGCAGGGGGCCAGAAGCCUGCCAGCACCUCCACCCUCGGCCGAUGGCUCCCUCGGGGUUACCUGGGGACACUUUUUAGCAAUAAAGUUUUUUUGUUGGGUU
Sorex fumeus (smoky shrew) is the source of this 3222-nucleotide messenger RNA. RefSeq names its product opioid growth factor receptor (gene OGFR). Gene Ontology annotation, molecular function: opioid growth factor receptor activity. The record is from RefSeq and is a predicted model, not a curated record. Bases 44 to 1678 code for a protein of 544 amino acids. The transcript has 7 exons. Gene Ontology annotation, cellular component: membrane. Lineage: Eukaryota; Metazoa; Chordata; Mammalia; Eulipotyphla; Soricidae.